Molecule: messenger RNA, 1050 nt
Organism: Protomyces lactucae-debilis
Lineage: Eukaryota; Fungi; Ascomycota; Taphrinomycetes; Taphrinales; Protomycetaceae
Product: RNA polymerase III RPC4-domain-containing protein
Exons: 1
Coding region: 1-1050 (349 amino acids)
Biological process (GO): transcription by RNA polymerase III
Cellular component (GO): RNA polymerase III complex
Molecular function (GO): DNA binding
Source: RefSeq, a predicted model, not a curated record
AUGGCCGAGGAGCGCCUUCCGUCCCUCAAGGGACCAGGCAUGCCAAUGGCUCCAAAAGUAACCUUCAAACCAAAAGCCGUCGCUCGUCGUAAAAAGGACGAUACGACAACCAUCAAGCCUGAAGACAAUCGUGCGCCAGCACCAGAUAGUCCGCUUGGUAAACGUGCACAGAGGACCGGUGGACGGCGUGUUAAGCGGGAGGAAGUAUUGGUGGCGUCGGGGCCGUUUGCACAGGGACCUGCUGCACAAUCUGCGCCGUCGCGACGAACGGCAAGACCAACGGCGAGUAGUUCUGGCGGCGGUCAUGGUGGUGGAAGUGGUGGAAGUGGAAGUGGAGGCGGAUAUCAUGCAGCUUCAAAAGUCGCUCAAGCGAAUGCAACGGCGGAUACAGUGAUGGGCGAAGAAGAAGAGCAACUGGAUGGACAUCGUCGACAGUCGCUUGCAUCCCUUGGCACUUCGAAUGAUCCUUGGGCACCCGUCACGACUCCUUGUCUGUCACGCACUCAGGCAUUGCAUCAAGAACCCGUAUUGGCGACAGACAGCAAAGCCAGUGUGGAAGAAUACUCACAGAUACGAACGCUCUUUGAGGCAGACGACGUGGAUGGCCAGCACUUCUUCACCAUACAAAUGCCGCCUGUGCUACCUUUUUGGGUACCUGAUCCAGACGAGGUUGCCAAAUCCGAAUCCAUCAAGGAGGAACCCGGUCCAGAAGUCAUUGAAAUUGAUCAACGUGCUGCAGUAGAGACACAAACGACUCAAGCAGCGCCAGCAGACAAGCAACCCGUUAGAAAGCGGAAAAAGGCGAAACCAGUCGAUUGGCCGCCACCAGAGGGACAGAUUGGUCAAAUCAACCUUCAUCAAUCUGGCAUGGUCACGAUGGAUUAUGGUGGCAUUCGACUCACGCUUUCACCGGGUCAAGAUGUGGACUUCUUGCAGGAACUCGUGGCAAUUGAUGCAGAUGCAAAGAAACAGGCGUGGGUGCUGGGACGCGUGGAGCAGCGACUCGUUGCGACGCCUGAUUUGGACAGAUUGCUUUUCCACGGGCAAUAA